Venturia canescens is the source of this 4338-nucleotide messenger RNA. Its product is annotated as nuclear receptor subfamily 1 group D member 1-like. Bases 1003 to 2325 code for a protein of 440 amino acids. Gene Ontology annotation, cellular component: chromatin; nucleus. The transcript is spliced from 4 exons. Gene Ontology annotation, biological process: regulation of transcription by RNA polymerase II. The record is from RefSeq and is a predicted model, not a curated record. Lineage: Eukaryota; Metazoa; Arthropoda; Insecta; Hymenoptera; Ichneumonidae. Gene Ontology annotation, molecular function: nuclear receptor activity; zinc ion binding; estrogen response element binding.
CGCUCGGAUGCGCGAGACGAAGACGGAACCUCCGUUCUUCAUACGGAGUUGAUGGGCUCUUCUCGAUGCUGCGGGGGCCUCAUAGCGAAAAGUAGGGGAUAAGACUCAGUCUCUCGGCCACGUGCUACACGAGCGCACGCCCCGCCGGCCGGUCGAGCGCGAAAGACUUUUCGAACCGUUUUCGAACGUCCAUUUCGACUCGUUAUCAUUUCCCACGUAUUCGCUUGUUCUUCAUUUGUUUCGAAUGCUCACGAGGAUCCUGCGCAUCGCCUCUGUUCGCGAUCUCGUUUCCUCGUUCUCCUUCUAACAUGGCGCCUUUUCCGUUGAAUCUCAUUUUUUAAAGGAGCUCAAAUGUCCUCGCGACACCUCGCGGCGAUCUAGAAAAGUUGAAGCCUUCUUGAAACACGAUUUAUGGAAAAAAAACGCCGAGGACAAUGGCUCCUGAUGCUCUCAAUGUGAACUCGACCUCUUGCACUCGUUGCAGCCAUUCUGUGACUUAUUUAGUGACGUGAUGUUAUCGACUCAUGUUUUUGUGCUUAUCCGUACCCGUUAUCCCUCGGGCUUAAGUGAUAACGACGAUUUUUUUGCCCGCAUAAGUGAUACGCACACGCGAUGUGAUGAUAAAGCUCACAGGAUUUAAUAUCGUUUCUCUUGUGCUGCUCUCCCUUGAGAAAUACACUUAAGGUCUGGUUCAGCGAAUCGGUCCUCCGGACGGGUGAGGAUUUAUUCGUUUUUUAAACUCGUCACAGAAGCCCUAACAGCGUGUUCGACUGAACAAAAUCGCUCCAAUCGUCCUGGUUGAACUGAUGGUAAUAUUCGUCGGAGACGAGACGACUCGAAGCGUUGAAAUAAUAAAGACAAGAAUCGGAAGAGACGAUCCCCAUACGAUGGGGAGCCCGAGAACGGUGGAGCGAGUGGCAUCAGGGAGUAGAGCGACGCCGAAAAGCGAGACGAAAACUCCGAGACGGGAAUAAAGGUGUAUCACGGUAGCUAGCUGUUCGGAUGGACGUGGGCGAUCUAUCGAACCCUGCAGGAGGCUUGGCGGGAAACGGCAGCCCAGCAGCCGCCAUCCUCGGUCCAACGGUGGGUCAUCAUCCCGCUGGUGGACUCGCUGGUGGCGGCGGGAUCGGUGGGGCUGGUAUUGCCAGCAACGUUAACCCGAACAUUGCCACGAGCGCUGGCUGGUGGACGCCAACGUCAACCAUCAUUACCGCACCGGCUAACACCGACGUGAUGAACCAACUGUGCAGGGUAUGCGGGGAACCGGCGGCCGGAUUUCAUUUCGGGGCUUUUACCUGCGAGGGUUGUAAGUCCUUCUUCGGACGCACUUACAACAACCUCGGAAGCAUAUCCGAAUGCAAGAACGGCGGAGCGUGCGUCAUCAAUAAGAAGAACCGUACGGCUUGCAAGGCCUGCCGAUUGCGCAAGUGCUUGAUGGUCGGCAUGUCGAAAUCCGGCUCCAGAUACGGGCGUCGUUCCAACUGGUUCAAGAUCCACUGUCUCCUCCAGGAGCAGUCGCAUCAGGCCCAGGCCCGCUUCAAGGAGCCGAAGUCAUCGUUCGAGAAAGUGCUCAAUUCGUUGGACGCGGCGAACAACAACAACAACAACAACAGCAACCAAACUUCCGGAGCGCCAACUUCGCUCGGCGGGAACAAUAGUUAUCAAGGAAGAUUGCCAAAAGUGGACGAGUCCAGACUGAGGCCGCAGGAGGUUCCCUCGCGUCCUCAGUUGAUCGCGAGGCCUCCCGAUCUCUUGACCGGCUCCCACGAUCUUCUCAGGUCCGAAGCUUCCCGGUUCCCCAUGUGGCGAGGUCCGCCCUUUUUCCAUCCGAUGCACCUCCUCAAUUCCCCGUUUUUUCCCUUCCAGCAAAGAUUCCUCCUGCCCUAUCCGAAUCAAGUGGGCGCAGCUCAGAUACCCGUGACCAGUCUCUCCUCGUCGUCGUCCAGCGAAAGCGUCAGCCCCAGAUCGACCCCGUCACCGAAACGCGACUCUCACCACGACGGGAAUUCCCUAAGAAGACUCCACUCGGAUCCCGCCGAUGACUGCGUCCGGAGAUCUAACCCUGCGGAUCAACAAGCCCCGGAAGGAAGUCAGGACAAGAGUUUAGCCUUCCUCAGGUCUCUCGGACCUGAGCAGGACCUACCGAUGGAUCUGAGCACCAAGAGCCUCUCAAAAGCUGCUGCUAGUCGCGACGUCGAUUCGGAAGUCGUUAUGAGUUCCAGCGAUGAAAUGCCCGCGGACAGAAUUGAAAAGGACUGCACCGAUGGCGAAGAUGAGCAGAAGACUGAAACAGGACCGCCGCUCGAUCUCACCACGAAGACAUGACGAGGAGCUUGGCUCUAGGGCAUUAAGGAUCGAAGGAUGAGCCAACUGACCUGAGGAAUCAAUCGUCCGGGCUAAACAUUAAGGACAUUAGCGGGGCGGGCAGGCUGUCUCUCUCUCUCUCUCGUAUCUGCGCGCGAGUCCAUCAGCAUUUAUUCCAUUUGGAUUAGAAGCAGAGAAGAUUACUCGAGUUUUUUCGGUUCUCGGUGAAGCGCACGAGUUCGGAAAGACUUCACCAAGGGAGCCCUCAAAGUGUUUUGUAAGCCUCGGAGGUGUUACGAGCUUCUGUAACAGACUUGAUACUUCUGCCACGGUUGGAUAAGAGCCAGCAGCACCUGUGUACGUCUCCUCGGGUUCAUUUGGGUUAAAUGGAAAGCAGUUAGAUCUAACGACGUCUAGCGGAGUGUCUUGCCGCACGAAUGAUCUAUCGGAAAAGCCAGAGGAAGAGGAGAAGAAGGGGAAAAGGAGAGAAAAUGAAAGAAGUGCCUGUUCGUCGAUAGUUCCACAAGUGCUUACCCGGACUGAAGAUCAUCGCGAUAUCCUCACCAGCUUCGAAAGACGUACGACGCGUUUCAAAGACGAACGACUGUGCCGCGCUAUCUCCGAACAUUCUGGCUGGCUCGUCUGUCCUCGCACGGCGAAUAUGCAGCCACGCAACACCCAACGCAAGCGCUGCUUCUUCACCUAUCUAUAAUCGUACACUUGGAAUAUUCUAUGCGAUGUGUGAAGUCUCUCAAGAGUCUGAAGUUAAGUAGGAGUCGGAGCGAGUGUCGGGGGCCCAGCCCGGAUAGUUUAUUAUCGACAUUCGAGACUCGCCAUUCGCCUGCGACGACACUCGCUCGUCACCGGGCCCGAUCGAAGAGUCCGUAAGAUCGAGCCGAGAAGAUGGUUCCUCGACGUGAAUAUAUUAUCGCGUUUUGCGAAUGGACAAACCGUGCGCGUGAAACUCUUCAGCACCAACGUAUCCACGAUCGGUGACGAAUGAAUUGUAAAAAGAAACCCGGAGUACUUUAAAACACGCCUAAGAGAACGUCACUUGGUACAAAUGAGAUUCGAAUUUAGUGAACUACACGUAUGAGACGCGGUAACAAAUAAAAAAGCAACCAAUUAUUAUAAUUCGUUUGUCGAAACACGGGUGGUCUCCGAGGAAAUAUGAUCGAGUGCGUGUUCAUUUCGCUGUAACGUUACGAAGACGUUAGCGUCGACGAACGUGUCAAGGAGAAAUUGUCUAUUAUGCACACUGGAUUCUCAAUGGUUUUAAAUGAGAGGCAACUAUAUUUUUCGUGGUGAUGGGAGGAAAAAAUAAAAAUUCGUAUAAAAGGGGGAAAAAAAGGGUAAUAAAUAAAUAAAGAGUCUUAAUGCCAAGCUGUAUAAUGCCACGAAGAAUAUCCCUGCUCUGUUGGCCUCGCGACGAUAAGGAGUUUAGCCGGGGAAGAAGUACGAGCCUCGAUUAGCCAUUAAACACGCAGACAGUUGACUCUUUCACCUGCGAAUUAAACGCCACGGAUAUAUAAUAUUAUUCGAAAUAAAAGACCCUUAUGCUUGAUACAACUGUUCGACUCGAUAGUUCGUCGGUAUUUUAAGGUCACGUGAUCAUCCUGCAGCUGAUUUUCACAGGUUGAGAUUAAUUCGACGUAUUUUGUAACGCUCCAAGAGUGUUAUGGAGCUUGAGGACGAUCGAGGAAAGUCUUUGGACGAACGAAUAAAAUUCCGCCCUUCCCAUAUACCUUUUAAGGAUAAAAAGUAAUAUAAAAUAACGCGAGAUGGGCUCUCGCCAAUUGUAUAUUUUCAAUAAUACUUCGGUGCUCAAAUAUUAUUAUUUAAUAACAAGAAAAGCUUAUGGAAGCUGAAUCAAUCCACAGGCCAGUAGAUGCAAUUGUAGUGAUGAAACAUACGAUAUGAGUGCGUGCAUGUGUGUGUGUGUGUGCGCGCGCGUGCGUGUAAAUAUAUGUUAUAAGAUAAAUCUCAGCGUUCGAUUCGAUCGCGAAUAAAAACAACGAAUAAAUAAAUACGAUA